Molecule: messenger RNA, 1295 nt
Organism: Anguilla anguilla (European eel)
Lineage: Eukaryota; Metazoa; Chordata; Actinopteri; Anguilliformes; Anguillidae
Gene: rrp15
Product: ribosomal RNA processing 15 homolog
Exons: 5
Coding region: 56-859 (267 amino acids)
Biological process (GO): maturation of 5.8S rRNA; maturation of LSU-rRNA
Cellular component (GO): preribosome, large subunit precursor
Source: RefSeq, a predicted model, not a curated record
UUCAGUUUAGGGGUUAUAUCGGCGAAUUGAAUUGAGAAGAAGAAUUUCCGGACAGAUGGCGGCGUCCGUGGAAGAAUCACAUGUGAGCUUAGAAGAACUCACCGGUUCAGCUGAGGAGGAUGAAUCCGCUGGUGACAGCAGUGCAGACGGAGAAAGCGAUGAUGGAGGGUCUGAAGGAGAACAGGAGGAGGAGGAGGAUGAUGGAGGGAGUGAGGGAGAACAGGAGGAGGAAGGUGAUGGAGCAAUGGAAGGAGAACUGGCGGAAGGGGACAAUCCCAAUGCAGGGUGGGCAGAAGCCAUGGCUAAAAUCCUACAGAAGAAAACUCCGGAAAACAAGACUGGAAUCCUAAUAAAGAACAAAGAGCUGGAGAAAGCGAAGGAGAAAUUGAAGAAGGAACAGAUGGAGAGGAAGAAGCAGCUGGAUAAGAAGCGGGCAUGGGAGAUGAUGUGUCGGGAGAAGCCGGAUGUGGUGAAGGACAGAGAGACCGAGAGAAACCUGCAGAGGAUUGCCACCAGGGGCAUGGUGCAGCUCUUCAAUGCUGUGCGGAAACACCAGAAGAACGUGGAGGAGAAGGUGAAGGAGGUGGGCGGGUCCGAGAGGAAGCGGGCCAAGCUCCUGUCCUCCGUGUCCAAGAAGGACUUCAUCGAUGUGCUGCGGGGAACAGAGUCCCCCGGGGAACCGGGCUCCAGAAUUGCCAAAAAAGCUGUGGGCCCGGCUGCAGAAGAGACCCCGGCGUGGAGCGUUCUGAAGGACGACUUCAUGAUGGGCGCCUCCAUGAAAGACUGGGACAAAGAGAGCGAGGGGGAGGACGGGGAGGCGCAGGGAGGCCCCGGGGACUACAGCAGCGAUUCGGACUGAAGCGCCACGCGUGAUAGUGCGUCUGUGUGCGUGUGCAUGCGUUCAUUUGUGUGUGUGUGCGUGCGCGUGUGCGUGUGUGUGUUAGUGCGUCUGUGUGCGUGUGUAUGCGUGUGCAUUCAUUUGUGUGUGUGUGUCCCUUUGUGUAUGUGUGUGUGUGUUCAUUUGUGUAUGAGUAUGCAAGAGACUCUUAAGAUGUGCAGAAUGGGACCCGUUGGUGUUGGUUCUGGUCUGCUGUGUCUUCAUUAUAAGGGAGAAACUGAUCAGAUUACGAGCGUCAUCUGUGUGUCAAAAGAUCCCCUACCAAAGCAAAUCACUUUUUUGUGAUUUUUGAGUGUUUUGUAGGGUUUUUAUUUAGUUUGUUUCUUUCGUCUUUCAUUUUGUUUUUUAUGUGGAAAAUAUUUUUUCCUGAAGUGCUAUAAAGUUAUAUGGCCUAAUA